AUGCCUUCCAUUUCCAGGAGGUCGUCUUCCCAAAAAGUAUGCCCUCUUCUCCUCAUCAGUAGCUUCACAAUUAUCAUCUUUGGUUCCAUUUUCAUUUACCCUCAAUUUCUGUUCACCCCUACUUCAACCAACUCCAAUCUCCAAAUUGCUUUACCUUAUUCAUUCCAAAACCAGAUCUCUCAUUUGCAAACCCAAUUGGGACUCCUGUUAGAGCAGCUUCACAAUGAGCAUACAGAACUAAAAGCAAUCUCAAAGUUUUCAGAUCAAGUACUAAGCAUUGCUGUUUCAUUUGACAAGCUUGCAGAUAGUCUCUCUGGAUUCUAUAGCAAUGCAACUGUGGUUGGAAACGAAACAAGCAACGUAGACGAAGAUUUCAGUGAUCCUGAGGAAAUCGAAACAGUAGGGCCGUUGCUUGGAAGGGUAUUCAAUUCUGCAGAGCUUCGCAAUUAUACUUCACCCAAACCAAACAGGCAAAGUGGAAGAAAGAAUUUUCUUGGUCUGGAAGCAGUCAGUCCUUCCAUCGGACUGGGAUGUGCCGGUAUGGCCUCAAAUAUAGACCGAUUCAUGACUUACAAGAUAUAUGGUGUGUGCCCAGAUGAUUGGGACCUGGCUCAGAAGCUCAUAGCCAGUGGGUGUGAUCCUUUACCAAGGAGAAGGUGCUUCUCAAGAACACCUCCACAUUACAGUAAGCCACUUCCUUUGAACUCCUCACUUUGGACUCAGCCUAGUGAUUUUAACAUCUUGUGGAACCAUUACAAGUGCAGAGACUAUAAAUGUCUUAUUUCCAAUGAAACAAUUGAUAGAAGAGGGUUCUUCAAAUGUUCUGAUUGCUUUGAUCUUUCGAGACGAAGAUGGGAAGUUCCGGGAGAUCAUGAGUCUGUCUCAGCUGAAUUCACCAUUGAUGAAGUUCUAAGACUAAAGCCAGGGAAGAUCAGUAUUGGCCUGGAUUUCAGCCCAUCAACGGGCACAUUUGCUGCACUCAUGAGGGAGAAAAAUGUUACCGUUGCAUCGGCUACCUUAAACUUAGGUGCCCCUUUUAAUGAGGUGAUGGCACUCAGAGGCCUACUUCCUCUAUACAUAUCUAUCGGCUCCAGAUUGCCAUUCUUUGACAAUACACUGGAUAUUGUUCAUACUACUCUCUUUCUGGAUGGGUGGAUCGGAAUGGAACUCCUCCAGUUUGUCCUGUUUGAUUGGGACCGUGUCCUUCGGCCCAAGGGUCUUCUUUGGGUGGACAGAUUCUUUUGUAAGAAAGAAGACAUGGAACUCUAUUUGGAUGAGUUCACCAAGCUAGGCUACAGAAAGCUGCUGUGGAGGGUGGUGCCAAAGACGGAUAAACUUGGCGAUGAGCUAUUUUUCUCUGCUGUUUUGGAAAAGCCAAUAAGAGGAUAG
Molecule: messenger RNA, 1389 nt
Organism: Cornus florida
Lineage: Eukaryota; Viridiplantae; Streptophyta; Magnoliopsida; Cornales; Cornaceae
Product: probable methyltransferase At1g29790
Exons: 1
Coding region: 1-1389 (462 amino acids)
Source: RefSeq, a predicted model, not a curated record